AGAAGCAAAUAUAGUGAUCUUAUUCAGAGUGAUCGAUCACUAUAUAUCUCAGCCUUGAAUUGAACACGACGCCAAUCUGUUAUCUCGGUGCAUUUGCACAUUAUUUUCAAAACUCGUCCACUCUAAUGACUCUUUGAAACGCAUCAUUGUGUUCGGAUUCUUUCUGUAUAAAUAGUCGAGCUUUCUUGGCUUUUCAAUGCGUUUCUUGGGAACACACGAAAACAUGUUCACUCGCUACACUUUACUUUUUUUCGCGAUAGUGCUGCUCUCCGUGUUCCUGAUGGUCAGGACACAGGAAGUAACUUUGGCUGACCAGCCUGGAGCCAAUGAAGAUCAGCAGUCAUCAGUCGCCGCGGAAGAUGGCGAACUGAAAGCUCAAAAUCGCUUUUUCUUUUGGCCAAUUAUGUCAAGUCCGACCAGGUAUCCGGACAUCUACAUCAACAACGGAUUUAAUAACACCAUAAAUUAAUCGAUUUUCUAAUAAGUUAAAUAAAUGCUUAAAUAAAAUCGACUGUAUACAUAAUUACAUUUCUACGAAAAUAGUGCAAAGAUCUAUCUUGUUAUAAAAUGGUGAUAAAAUAAACAUCUUUUGUUUAUCUAAAUUUUUUUUAUCACACGUCUUUUUUGUGAUAUACAUUAUUUAUACAUAUAACCUUUUAAAUUACUUUGCUGCUCAAUCAAAUAUUUUCAUUGACAUCAAAAUUAUGCCACAUGUUUGAAUUUUAACUAUACCUCAUAUUGCAAUAGGUAUUGUUUCGAUUCGAGCCUAUAGCUUCAAUUCCAAUAUCUAUGUUUAUAUAUUUCAAACGAAUUUCGAAAUAGCCGUUUACUAAGUAUUGUUCUUUGCUUAUACCCUUGAGAUGAAAAACCUUCGGUCGCACUUGUGCAAAUGUAUAUACCAACAUACUCGCGAUAUGGUGCAUUCGAUGGGAAAAUCAUUCGAAUUGUCAAGUUCGUUUUAAAUCAUCUCAAGAUGUUCUCUCGCUAUUUCCUCGCUUUCUGCGUCGUCGCGCUUUUGGCUGUCGCUGUUACCGCCAAAGCUAUCGAGGAAACCACAACCGAACAAGCCGAGCAAGUGACGGAACAGCCGGAGUCCACCACGACCGUGAAACCCAGCAAGAGAUUUUGGGAUUACGUACUUGGUGUAUGGAAAUAUAGUCCAAUUGGUUUUGCCACUCACAAACUGAUCGAGUUAAAUAAUAAGAAACAGCAAGAAUAAAUAUCGCGUCACAAAUGAAGCUUGCAUAUCAUUUUAAAUAAUUUAUUUAAGCUAGUUUUUGCGAAAUACGAUUAUUAUUCUUCAGUGCGACUUCCAUAAAGUACGAAUUUAUAAAUAAUCUAUAGUUUAAUAAAUGUACUCACUACAAUCUUAAAUUAAA
Messenger RNA from Nasonia vitripennis (jewel wasp), 1379 nucleotides. RefSeq lists its product as uncharacterized. The transcript is spliced from 3 exons. Lineage: Eukaryota; Metazoa; Arthropoda; Insecta; Hymenoptera; Pteromalidae. Bases 890 to 1219 code for a protein of 109 amino acids. The record is from RefSeq and is a predicted model, not a curated record.